Messenger RNA from Fusarium sp. VM40, 1521 nucleotides. The record is from the annotation of a GenBank genome assembly. Lineage: Eukaryota; Fungi; Ascomycota; Sordariomycetes; Hypocreales; Nectriaceae.
AUGGUAACGUCUGUAAAUCAAGCAGAUGAGGCUGCGCAGGGCGCGCACAGCAAAGAUGAAGCUAUCGCCAUUGUGGGCGAGGAGCGACAUGCCAUUGAUCCUAUCGUCGCUGCGCGCGCGGUGAGGAAGAUUGACAUGUUUCUCAUACCAGCCAUGAUCAUCGGCUAUGGUCUAGUUUACUACGACAAAGCAAUUCUUGGCUCAGCCGUUCUCUUUGGCAUGACAACUGAUCUGAACCUCACCAUCGUCGACACCUCAACUACACCACCCACCGUCGACACCCGCCGUCUCAGUUGGGCCACAUCGCUCUUCUACUUCGGCAUGCUGGCAGGUCUGUACCCCAUGACAUUCGCCCUGCAGCGCUUCAACAUCGGCCGCGUCCUCGGCGGCGUGGUCAUCGUGUGGGCAGCCAUCUGCAUGCUCACUGCCGCCGUGACAACACACCAGGGCCUCUACGUGCAGCGCUUCUUCCUCGGGUUCGUGGAGAGUAUCAUCCCCACCGGCUUCAUGUGCAUUGUCUCCGGAUACUACACGCAGUCGGAGCAGUCGCUGCGGCAGAGCUGGUGGUUCUCAUCAACGGGGAUCUUCACCAUCAUCGGCGGGUCGCUGAACUACGGCUUUGCGCAGAUUACCAGCGGCGGAUUGAAAAGGUGGCAGUACAUCUACCUGCUCGCGGGAUCACUGACGUUUCUGUUUGGGCUGUUUUGCUUCGUCAUGCCGAAUUCGCCCGUGUCGGCGUGGUUUCUCACCUCGGAGGAGAGAUUCGCGGCGGUGGAGCGGUUGAGACAUGGACAGACGGGUGUGCGGUGUACGAAGUUCAAGGGAUCGCAGCUGAAGGAAGCUAUGCUCGAUGUCAAGAUCUGGCUGAUUGCAUUGAUGAUGGCGUCUGCAUACACGGUCAACGGCGCCGUUAGUGGCUUCGGGCCUCUCAUCGUCUCGACAUUCGGCUGGAGCACGCUGCACUCUAUCUUAUUCCAGUUCCCCCUGGGUGGACUGUGCUUCAUCGUUAUUCUCCUGACAGGGUGGCUCGGCUCCAAGUUUACCAACAUCCGCAUUUUCAUGCUCAUCUUUACAUGCUUGCCUGUAAUUGCCGGAUGUGCAAUUAUCUGGAAGAGCGAAUGGUCGUACCGCGCUGCGGCGCCUGUGGUGGGAUAUUCGAUCACGGGCUUCUUCGGCGGGACGGUGAGUCUGAUUAUCACGAUCGGAAUGUCCAACGUGGCUGGACACACAAAGAAGAGUUUCAUGGCUGCUACGAUCUUUGUUGCGUACUGCGUGGGUAACAUCGUCGGACCGCAGCUUGUUUGGAGCCAGACGAAGAAGGAUCAUUAUCCUGCUUUGUGGCUGGGCUUGAUUAUCUGCUACAUUAUUUGUAUCCUUGCUUCGACAGCAUUGUACUUUGUUCUCCGUAACGAAAACAGGAGAAGAGAUGCUCUGGGUAUGGGAGAUGAAAGUGAGCGAGCCAAGCUGGCUUUCCAGGACUUGACGGAUAAGGAGAACCCAUACUUUCGCUAUGUCUACUAA